This is a messenger RNA of Falco peregrinus (peregrine falcon), 1774 nucleotides long. It is a transcript of the gene TMEM60, whose product is annotated as transmembrane protein 60. The transcript has 2 exons. The record is from RefSeq and is a predicted model, not a curated record. NCBI's taxonomy places the organism in Eukaryota, Metazoa, Chordata, Aves, Falconiformes, Falconidae. Bases 1152 to 1556 code for a protein of 134 amino acids.
GUUGAAUUCCUUUUUUUUCCUUUGAGGCCCAAGUUCCCAGGCUGUUUCUUUGGUUUCCACUUUCUCCAGUUUGCCAGUACUACAAGAAAGAGAAUCGCGUAUCUGUAGCACUGAUUUCUAGAACUACUUUUCAAAAACUUUCUCAUGAAAGGAAUGUUGAAACGUUGUUUCAGAUAACUACUCUUCACUUUAGCUGCAGACUUGUACUUGAGAAUAUUGGGAAUGUUUUCAAAAUCCUGGAAAUCCUUGAGGCAGGUGAUAGUAAUUUUUCUGUAAUCCUCUGCACAUACCAGCUGGUUUAGGUAUGUUUAUAACAAAGAAAGAGCAAUGCUAUCUAAACCUCCUCCAUAUUUUUUUUUUCUACUUGGUAAUUAACUCUCAUAUCGAGCAUCACUGCUAAGCUUCACCCCUUCCCUAAGGAGGCGGCCUGGGUUCCACCCUUCUGGUUUCACCAACAGGCUUUCACCAGACCCUUUGGUGAUCGGAGCCAAACUGAGACAGCAAAAAGCAAACUACAGAAAACCUAUUUUAAACUUUUUUUUGGCAAGUUCAGCUCAAGUAAUUGGCCUGCUCUCGGUCAUGCAGGUGUCAGCCCUGUCACAAGGGAGGGGAUGUGCUGACAGUAACUCAAGUUUAGAUUACUUUAGGCUAAACUGCAUCUCUUCCUUAAGAGAAAUCCCACUGCUAUCCACAAAAUCAAAUCCAUUGAAACUUCAAACCCAGACUGAACAAAAAAGGAGGUCUGUUGAGCUGUGUAUCAGAAGAUAAGAAUUACAUUGCAGGGUAAUUUUAGUUGUGUACAAAAUUAUUAUCCCUUGGCUCCAAUGUAGCAGGUCAUCUCCUAACUAGUUAAGCCAACAGCUUUUACUUCCCUGUCUGGUUCUGAUGUUUAUCUGAGCACACUGUUGAUUCAACAUGCUAAACCUGGCAAAAAACCACUAACUCGGUUAAAAAGAAAAAGGUGCUAAUAGAGUUCUGCUUGUUCAGUGAGUUUAACAGGCUUAAUCGGGUGAUCUUGUGAGCAUGAGUAGAAGAAGCAGCAGCUUUGUGGCCGGGACACAGAGGGGAGAGGGGAAGCAAGUCUUGUCCUUCUCUUGUGGUGGCUGAUGGUUGUUGCUGACAGUGAAAGACUUCUUCUCAAAGCUGUUUAAAUGAGAAUGUCCCUGGCACAAAGAGUACUACUGACAUGGCUUUUUACGUUACUCUUCCUGAUCAUGCUGGUGCUAAAGUUGGAUGAGAAAGCACCAUGGAACUGGUUCCUCAUUUUUAUUCCUGUCUGGAUAUUUGAUACUAUUCUUCUAGUUAUGCUAAUUGUAAAAAUGGCUGGACGCUGUAAAUCUGGCUUUGACCCUCGUAAUGGCUCCCAAAACAUCAAGAAAAAAACCUGGUAUCUCAUUGCAAUGCUACUUAAAUUAGCCUUCUGCCUUGCCCUCUGUGCUAAACUGCAACGAUUUACUACGAUGAAACUAGCCUAUGUAUUUAUCCCUUUGUGGGCCUUGCUUAUUGGGGGUAUGGUUGAACUUGGAUAUAAUAUCUUCUACGUACGAAGAGACUAAGCCAUACUACAUGGUUUUCAACACAGAUUUGUGGCAAAAUGGUAAUAAUCCAGGAAUUUGCUACCAACUUGAUCUCUAAUUUAGAAGGCCAAAUAAGAAAGCAGUCAAGAUGGAGACUUAUCUAAACCAGGCUGAAGACUGAAGUAGAUUUGUUCUAUUUUUUUUAUUUCAAAAUUGUCACAUAUGCUCUUGUAAAUAAAAGUACUUGUUCAAUGUAA